CGUGAUCACCAUCAAAUUUGAAAAAGUUAAAGUUGUGAGAACCAGUUUGCUGUUGUCCAAAGUGAAAUCCUGCAAAGGUUUAGGUGAUUAAGUAAUGGAACGAGCUGUAGUGGUCUUGUGGUUUUCUCCCAUGAUGCUUGGAGAAGUUAAAACGGCAUCAGCUUGCUGCUGUUAACACAGUGUCAAAUGCUGACGAUGAAAGCUGACAAGGGGAUUCUUCUUUUUGCCCUGUGGCUUAUAAGUGUCUCCUCAAAUGGUGUGGAGGGCUGUGAAACACAUGUCACAGUCACAGCUCCGUUUGGCUCCUCUGUGCUCUUGCCAUGCAGCUUUUUAUCAAAUGGCCCCAGCUGGGUCAAAUGGACUCACUGGGGUGAGGAAGAUCAACGAGACCGGGAGCUGGUUCAUCUCUCAUCUGAAGGGCGCAUUGAAUUCCUGGAACCCAGAUCCGGCCGGGUUAAAACCUUUCCCAACCAGGCUUCAGAGAGAAACUUCUCCAUCACCAUUGAUGGGGUCCAAAACUCUGACAUGGGGUCCUACUACUGCAACCGGAGCGAUGAAUGCUUUGAAGUGAAGCUGUCCGAAGAUAAAGGUGAGCAGUUCUCAGAAGAAUCCUGUGGUAAAGAUUUUUGUAAAACCUCUGAAGUCCCAGCAAUGCUCGGCUCUUCUGUGCUCUUACCGUGCUCACUUAACGGCACUGCCUUUAAGUGGGUCACCUGGGCUCACAUAAAUAAGGGGAAUGUGGUCCGUCUUUCCUCUCAUGGACGUGUUCAUUUUCCAGACCCCAGAUCUGGCCGAGUCAAAGCAUUUCCAAACCAGGUCUUAAAGAUGGACUACUCCAUUGUCAUCGACAAGUUAGAAAACAUUGAUCUGGGGUCUUACUGCUGCAAGCAGAGGAAUAACUGUUUUCGAGUGGAGUUGCUUGAAGUCAGAAGAAAGCGGAGCCAAUUAAUGCAGCUACUGAUCUACAUACUUGCUUGUUUUGCUGCCUUCAUCGUCCUGAGCCUUUUUGGCUACAUCUGCUGGUUGAAAUGCAUGUGCCUUGCCAACAAAAGUAGACCGGAUGUGAUCGUUACUGUCAGUGAAACAACUGAAGGUCCCAGUGCGCCCCCACAGGAAGUCGUCAGAGUAAAUCAGAUAGCAGGUGCUGACAAUAGUCUUGUUUAUGAAAAUGAUGACCCCUCCAGAAACCCCAGUGGCCAACCAGUAGUUCUGCAGCUACAGGAUCGGAAUCGGCCCCGUCCAAGUGAGAUUGGAAUUUAUCCAAAUCUUGAUGAAUUCAAGUUUGAAAGGGUGGAGAGUCAGAGGACAAGGCAGAGAUUUCACAUAGACCUCAUCAGCAGAUUACGGCAAGCCAGUUUCAACCGCCAUUUUUAUGUGAACCAGGGGGAGAUCCAUAAGCAGCAAGCCAUGGCAGCACAGACAGAGAAUAAAAAAGCAGGGAUGGGCAGGAGGAAAGCCAAAGACUCAUGUGAAUACAAAAACCCCAUUUACAGCAGGAGCACGGACCAUCUCAACCGACUCUAGAGGAUUCAGGAGUCUAAACACCAUUUCCCAAUGGUGGACAUUGCCUGAUAAUGUUUUUAAGUCUGACUGCACUGUAUUUUUCUGUAGAUUUCGCAUUUCUGAAUGCAUUAAAAAAAAAAAAAAAAAAAACAUCUACAUAUAGCAUAAACAAAUACUUGACUCCAGAAUAUCCUUCUUUUUUCAUUCUAGUCUCAUGUUACAGAGUUAAAUGCAGUGAGAGAGAUAUUUCACAUUUAUAAAAAGAUUGUUUUAGGACUGUAGGAUUUUUGACACUCAACAAGUGGCACAUUUCUUCCUCUAUUCUUGUAUUUAACAGUUUUGAUGCCUCCUGUUGGUUGGAAGAUUUCAAGUUGUAUUUUUUUCUGUCUAAAUUUAACAGGGAUGUAUCAAAGCUGCUAAUAAUGCAAAACCACCACCCAUCUAACAUGAAUAAUUUAGUGGGAAUGUAUAUGAGUCUUCAAAGUACAUCACAACAAAGACAACCUUCUUGUGAAGGUUUACCUGUUUAAGGCUUGGUGCUGGACUUUCCAGUGCUCCUUCCUGAAAAAACCUGAAGUAAAGCAAUGUAGUGGAAGGUUUGUACUAUUUAUAGCUAAACUAAGUGGUGUAGUGUCAAAUGUUUGCCUUAUAUAAAAAAUUACAAACUGAAGCUAUAAAAUUAGCAAAACUGCAAUGCACUUUUCACUUCCAUUAACUUAAAAGCCCUUGAUUCCCUUCAGCUGGUUCAAAACACUUCAGCAAGACUCCAACUGGAACAAACAGAAGAGCUCACAUCACUCCCAUAUUAAUGUCUUUGCACUGGUUACUGAUUAAUUUUCGCAUCCAUUUGAAAGUCCUGGCUUUAACUUUCAAGGCUCUGCAUGGUCAAGCUCUUUCUAUAUUACCAAUUGUUAAAGCAACAUACUCCAACUUGAACCCUCAAGGCCUGAAACCAAAAUCUAUUCGUAAUCCCAAAGCCCAGAGAGGGACUGCUCUUUCCAGACUGUUGCACCCAGUCGCUGUGAGAGUCUGGAGUCAAUAAAAAAGCAGCUAAAGAUGUUCUUAUUUAGCCUUUCCUUUAAGCUUUUUUAAAUGUUACUCUGUUUCUUUUUUAAUUAUUUGUAUUUUUUAUUUGCUUUGUCUUUUAUUUAUGUUUUAAUUCAAUUUUGUUGUAAUGAUUAUACUCGUAUAAGAUAAAUUGAAAUUGCUUAAUAAAGUACAUACAAAGUAA
This is a messenger RNA of Girardinichthys multiradiatus, 2734 nucleotides long. RefSeq lists its product as uncharacterized. Bases 187 to 1524 code for a protein of 445 amino acids. Gene Ontology annotation, cellular component: external side of plasma membrane. NCBI's taxonomy places the organism in Eukaryota, Metazoa, Chordata, Actinopteri, Cyprinodontiformes, Goodeidae. The transcript is spliced from 12 exons. The record is from RefSeq and is a predicted model, not a curated record. Gene Ontology annotation, biological process: cell surface receptor signaling pathway; T cell costimulation; positive regulation of T cell proliferation.